AUGUCCAGUAAAAGAGCCCAAGUAGAUAAUGGCAGAAUCUAUGGUGGUCCAGAGGAGGUGAAAUUCAUAAAACUACACUUCACCUUCAGCAGUCAUCUUCCAAAGGACCCGUCUUCUGUUUGUGUACUACUCUUCUCUUCAGAAAUUAUGCAUCACUCAUACAAUUCACGGACCUCUCCAAUGGUUCAUGUGGUCUGUUUAAUACUGGCUUCUGGUUUCCUAAUAAUGUUAUGUAAUGCAACAUGUUCUGAAAUUGAACCAAGACGUUUAAGCAGAGGCCAAAUACUCCCUGGCUGUAUGGAUGGCGAAAUCAUAAGAAAAUUUAAUUCAACGUGGUUCACAGAGGAUUGUAAGAAGUGCAAAUGUCACCCAGGUGGUUCGAUAGACUGCUGUACAGAGAUUAUGCAACCUGUCCUUUUCGACCCAGAAUGUAAAGCGGUAUUAAACAAAACUUCAUGUACAUACGAAAUCAAGAGAAAAGACAACUCUACCAAUGCUUGUAUUGUAAAAGGCGUAAUGUGACCGGUGUAACAGUGCCAUAAAGAGAAAAUCAAUGCAAUUUUUUUUUUUAUUCAACAAAAUGAUCAGUUUUUUAUGGGUUAAAUAAUAAACGUUUGUGUAAAUAAA
Molecule: messenger RNA, 627 nt
Organism: Rana temporaria (common frog)
Lineage: Eukaryota; Metazoa; Chordata; Amphibia; Anura; Ranidae
Product: beta-microseminoprotein-like
Exons: 5
Coding region: 1-522 (173 amino acids)
Source: RefSeq, a predicted model, not a curated record